AUGGCUCAAAAAUCAGUAAAACCCUCCAGAAAUCAUCUCUCCGAUCAGAAAAGUUUCCGCUAUUUGCCGUUAUUGCCCGCUAUGGCCUCCGCUAUAGCUGCUUGGAGAGGCCGCCGUGAAAUCGUUUCUCCCGUGAUUUUAAUCUAUGAUCCAAACGUCGUGGACUCGAGGGGUUUGAGCACGUUCGUGGCGCUCCGUCUUAUCUUUCUCAGUGAACCACCAGCCAGCGCUGUGAGGACGACUCUUCGCGCUUGCUUGGUUGAUCAGAGAGGAGUGCCUAAGCCAUCCCAUGAAGUUUCUCAGAGAAUAACAUUCAAGAAGCCCCAAGAUAGCUCAGAGAGAAUUAAGCUAGAAGGAUUGGGAUAUGUCAAGGAUGACUCUUUUAGUGUGCAGUGCACCCUUGAUGUUCUCAAGGAAAUAGGAGAGGAAACGGCCCUUGAAGAACUGCAUCUGCCAUCGUCUGACUUGCACCUGCAAUUGGCUCAACUCCUUCAGAGCGAGACAGGAGCUGACGUCACAUUUCUCGUGUCCGGCGAAUCUUUUUCUGCGCACAAGCUCAUUGUCGCCGCAAGGUCCCCUGUCUUUAUGGCCGAGUUUUUUGGAGACAUGAAGGAGAAGUGCUCGCAAUGUGUGGAGAUCAAGGACAUGGAUGCUGAGGUGUUCAAGGCCCUGCUUCAGUUCAUCUACACAGACACCAUGCCAGAACUCAGACAGCGGGAGUGGGAUGCGGAGGACGAGGCAGAGUAUGAACAGCAGGAGGAGGCAGAUGCAAAGGCGGCGACUGUGAUGGCUCAGCAUCUGCUUGCUGCUGCUGACAGGUAUGGACUGGAUAGGCUCAAGCACAUAUGUGCCGGUAAGCUCUCUAGUAGCAUCAACGUGGACACGGCGGCAACAACUUUGGCUUUAGCCGAGCAGCACAAUUGCCCAGAGCUCAAGACAAGAUGUGUUCAGUUCAUUAUCAGAACUCCUGCCACUCUUGAUGCUGUGUUGGCGACGGAGGGGUAUAAGCACCUCGAGGCAAGCUGCCCUCUGGUGGUGAUCGACCUUCUCAAGGCUGCGCAUGGGAGAAAAAUUUGA
Triticum turgidum subsp. durum (durum wheat) is the source of this 1077-nucleotide messenger RNA. The record is from the annotation of a GenBank genome assembly. NCBI's taxonomy places the organism in Eukaryota, Viridiplantae, Streptophyta, Magnoliopsida, Poales, Poaceae.